CGUACCCCUAAUACUUCCGGAUUACAGUAUCCAUCCCCAUAUCGAUCGUCCGCCGCGUUCCACCAGCCAACAUCUGAUAGUUAAGCGUCCCUAGUUCUCGUCUGUCCUCAUAAUCCCCCAUUUCGAUAAUCGACUUCCAGUCCCGAACACAAACGACACCAUGAGAAUCGUCAGUAUUGCAACUCUCGCUGGCCUCGUUGCCUUCGUCCAGGCCCAGAAUGGAGACUUUAUCAUCACCAACUCAGAAUUUGACCUCGUCCCUGGCGAGGAGUUCACCCUAGAGUGGGCUGGCAACGAUGGUCCUGUCACCAUCCGCCUUCAGACCGGCCCUUCGGACAACCUUCAGACCGUCGAGGUCCUUGCUGAGGGCGCGACUGGCGAUUCCUUCACCUGGCUUGUCCCUGAGGACAUUGCGGACAACACGUACAACUUCCAGAUCGAGGAUGAGGCAACGGGUGAAGUCAACUACAGUGUUCAGUUCCCCCUUGAUGGCGAUGAUUCCGCCGUCACCGCGACCCCGUCUGCCGAACCUACGUCCGCCGAACCUACGGUUACUCCCUCCGACCUGACCACGGCUGCUCCGUCCACCACCUCCGAGGCCGAGUCUUCGGCUGCUAGCUCUGAGGCCUCUGAGAUUUCCAGCGCUGUCUCUUCUGCCAUUAGCUCGGCAGUCUCCUCUGCUUCUGAGUCGGCCAGCUCGUCAGCGUCGGAAUUGGCCAGCGCCACCGAGUCCGAUGAUGCUGCGCCUACUGAGUCCGACGACGUUGAGGUCCCCGGCAGCAAGGCCGGUCGCCUGGGCAGCCCUCUUGCCCUCCUUGGCCUCACCGUUGCCGCCCUGCUCUACUUCCAGUAAUUUCUGCCACUUUAACGUUGUGCCGGAGGUGGGUCAUGGUCUUACCACUUGGUUCAUGGACAUGUUAAACACGGGAGGCACGUGGUACGGAACGAGAUUGGGGGUCGUUUUGCCGUACGACCUCGAACA
Molecule: messenger RNA, 982 nt
Organism: Sodiomyces alkalinus F11
Lineage: Eukaryota; Fungi; Ascomycota; Sordariomycetes; Glomerellales; Plectosphaerellaceae
Exons: 4
Coding region: 161-853 (230 amino acids)
Source: RefSeq, a predicted model, not a curated record